CCGACAGCACAUUCCCAACGACCAAACAUGUCUGCGCUUCCAGUAAGGAUCCACUCCCCCAUCAUGGCUCUUCUAGCUCUCACGAUGAUGGCCGUCCUCCUGCUUGUCCCACGCGUCCUAGUCCAGGCCAGCCCAAGGUACGUCCCUGCACUACCCGGUGCCAAACGCGAGAUCAUCAUGGAUGGCGACUUGGUGAUUGGUGGCUUGUUCCCUGUACAUGAGAAAGGCGAGGGCACACAGGACUGUGGUAAGAUCAACGAGCAACGUGGGAUCCAGCGUCUGGAGGCCAUGCUCCUGGCACUCGAUGAGAUCAACCAAGACAACCGCAUCCUACCAGGCCUCAAGCUGGGUGCCCACAUCCUAGACACCUGUUCCAAGGACACGUACGCGCUGGAGCAGUCACUGGAGUUUGUCCGCACCUCGCUCACCAAAGUGCACCAACCUGGGUUCAUCUGCCCUGACGGGUCUAACCCUGUGCCAGACGAGGCACCGCUGGCUAUAUCUGGUGUGAUCGGGGGAUCGUAUAGUGAUGUAUCCAUACAGGUGGCCAACCUGCUGCGGCUCUUCCAGAUCCCUCAGAUCAGCUAUGCCUCCACUAGUGCCAAGCUGAGCGACAAAUCCCGCUAUGACUACUUUGCUCGAACCGUACCGCCAGACUUCUACCAGGCAAAAGCCAUGGCUGAAAUCCUGCGGUACUUCAACUGGACCUACGUGUCAACAGUGGCCUCGGAGGGCGACUAUGGUGAGACAGGCAUCGACGCUUUCCAGCAAGAAGCACGUGUGCGCCAGAUUUGCAUCGCCACUUCGGUAAAAGUCAGCCGGUCCAUGAAUCGGGGCAACUACGAGACUGUGAUCCGCUCAUUGCAGCAGAAAGCCAAUGCCAAAGUGGUGACCCUGUUCACACGCAGUGAGGAUGCCAGAGAGCUUCUGGUUGCAGCAGCACGCAUGAAUGUCACCUUUAUCUGGGUGGCAAGUGAUGGCUGGGGGGCACAGGAAAGCGUGGUGCAUGGCAGUGAAAAAGCGGCCAACGGAGCCUUCACGAUCGAGCUCUCCUCCUACUCCAUCCGCGAGUUCGAGGACUACUUCACCAAACUCACUCCAGAGCUCAACACACGCAACCCCUGGUUCAGGGAAUUCUGGGAGCACAAGUUUGGGUGUCAGUUGCACGAGUCCAGUUGCGCCAGACACAGCCUGAGGGAUGGCUCGUUCAAGCAGGAGUCAAAGAUCAUGUUCGUCGUCAAUGCCGUCUAUGCAAUGGCGCACGCUCUGCAUAACAUGCGGCAGGCCGUGUGCCCCAACACCACACGAGUGUGCGAUGCCAUGAAGCCUGGGAACGGCAAAAGGUUCUAUCGUGAGUUCAUCCUCAAGACCAAGUUUGAUGCUCCAUUUAGACCUGCUGAUACGGAGAACGUGGUGCGCUUCACCUCUCUGGGUGACAGCUUGGGCCGCUACAACAUUUUCCACUAUCAGCAAGAGCAUGGAAGGUAUGUCUACAGGAAGGUGGGGUACUGGGCCCAAAGUCUGGUUCUUAACACCAGCAUUUUACAGUGGGCGAGAGGAGCAGUGCCCACCUCUCAGUGCAGUGACCCCUGCCAACCGAACGAGGCCAAGAGCAUGCAACCAGGGGAUGUUUGCUGCUGGAUUUGCAUUCCCUGCCAAGCCCAUCAGUACCUGCUGGACGAGUUCACCUGUGAGGACUGUGGCUUUGGAGAAUGGCCUUUGGCCAACCUGACUGGCUGCUACGAGCUUCCAGAAGAAUACAUCCACUGGUCAGAUGCCUGGGCGGUAGGACCUGUAACCAUUGCCUGUCUGGGGAUGAUGUGUACCCUGGCCGUGGCUGGAGUUUUUCUACGGCACAACGACACUCCAGUGGUGAAGGCUAGUGGCCGUGAGCUGUCCUACAUCCUCCUGUUGGGGGUUCUGUUGUGCUACGCCAUGACCUUCAUCUACAUUGCCAAGCCAUCUGCAGUUGUAUGUGCCCUGCGACGCCUCGGCCUCGGCACCUCAUUCGCCGUGUGCUAUUCCGCCCUGCUCACCAAGACCAAUCGGAUUGCGCGGAUCUUUGGUGGAGUGCGAGACGGCGCCCAGCGGCCUCGCUUUAUCAGUCCCGCGUCACAAGUGGCCAUCUGUGGUGCGCUGAUCUCUGUUCAGCUGUUGGUGUCACUGGUGUGGCUCCUGGUUGAAGCACCAGGUGUCAGGAAGGAAGCGAGUCCCGAGAGGCGUGACGUGGUGACUCUGAAGUGCAACAGUCGGGAUUCCAGCAUGCUGGUGUCGCUCACGUAUAACUGCAUCCUCAUUGUCCUGUGCACGUUCUACGCCUUUAAGACCAGGAAGUGCCCUGAGAACUUCAACGAGGCCAAGUUCAUUGGGUUCACCAUGUACACCACCUGCAUCAUCUGGCUGGCCUUUCAGCCCAUCUUCUACGUCACCGCAAGUGACUACAGGGUUCAGACCACCACCAUGUGCAUCUCGGUGAGUCUGAGCGGCUCCGUGGUCCUCGGCUGCCUCUUCGCCCCCAAGAUCCACAUCAUACUGUUUCAGCCGCAGAAGAACGUGACAAUGCUGAGGGCCAAGGACAAUCGGUUCUCCACAGGCGCUACAGCCCCGAGCUCCACCUACUCGCACGCCUCAGCCGCGACCGUCGUUCCCACCGUGUGCAACGGACGAGAGGUCGUGGACUCUACAACGUCGUCAUUGUGAAGGAGGAACCGCAUUACCGCACACAACUACACACAACCACACCAUCUCCAGUGAUGUCAUGGAUAAAUCUUUUCUCGAUGCCUCUUCCACUAAGGGUGCUUCUGUCAUCCAUUUCAGGCACUUAAGCUGAAAUUCUAUGAAACAAAUACUUGACUAUUCAACAGUUCAAUAAUUUAAAAGAAAAAUCCUGUAAAUGUGACUAUGUGAAAAACAACGUGCCAUUAUGAACUAGUAAGUAGGUUUAUUGCCACGUGGCGUGUUUGAAGCUGGGACUUGCUGUAGUCUGGAAAUAAACUGUAAAACUUCAGUUUGGAAAUGUCUUUAACAUGACUUUGUGAACAUGCCCUCACCAGUUGGUGGCCGCAUAAAAAGCAGUUUGGUGAAUUUCUUGAAUAUUUUUCAUGUUUAAAUCGAAAAAGUAUUUUAA
Neoarius graeffei (lesser salmon catfish) is the source of this 3127-nucleotide messenger RNA. It is a transcript of the gene grm2b, whose product is annotated as glutamate receptor, metabotropic 2b. Gene Ontology annotation, molecular function: group II metabotropic glutamate receptor activity. The transcript has 5 exons. Bases 28 to 2700 code for a protein of 890 amino acids. Gene Ontology annotation, biological process: regulation of synaptic transmission, glutamatergic; G protein-coupled glutamate receptor signaling pathway. Lineage: Eukaryota; Metazoa; Chordata; Actinopteri; Siluriformes; Ariidae. Gene Ontology annotation, cellular component: membrane. The record is from RefSeq and is a predicted model, not a curated record.